Solanum pennellii is the source of this 1026-nucleotide messenger RNA. RefSeq lists its product as uncharacterized. The transcript has a single exon. The record is from RefSeq and is a predicted model, not a curated record. The coding region runs from base 253 to 672 and encodes 139 amino acids. NCBI's taxonomy places the organism in Eukaryota, Viridiplantae, Streptophyta, Magnoliopsida, Solanales, Solanaceae.
AAAAGUAAAGGAAAAGAAAAAAGAAAAGAAAAAAGAGAGAUCUUGAUUGCAUGAUCUCCAUUAGAGAAGGAGGAGGAGGUGGAGGAGGAAGAAUCUGAAUGAGAGAAAAAUGACGACAAUGAAAGAAAAGUAGAGAACAUAUUAGAGUAAGGGAAAGGAAAAGAAAGUAGAGAAGAAAAGAAACAACGGUAAAAGGAAGAAAGACGGAUUGAUCCUUUUGUAGAGAUAUAAAAGGAGAAAAUUUGAAGGACAAUGGAGGAGAGGGUGGGGGAUUUGAGGGUUCCUCUGAUCUCUUCCUUGUUCUGUCUUUGUUUAUUAACUGGUGGUGUCCUCCUUGUUCUCUACCUUUUCGUGCCUGAUUACUCUCAGCCGUGGUUUGCUCCUGCAGGAUUGAUCUUGGUUGGUUCUCCUUACAUAUUUUGGCUCCUGACUUACAUUUACACCUGUUUGAAACACUGCUGUUUUGGCAACAGCAGCAUUGAUGACAACCGCCAGAUUUCAAGGCGGACCUCAAGGGCUGCCACAAUGGGGAAACCUGGUGUUGCCAGGACUGAUUCCAAGGCAAACUCUGCUACUUCUAAUAGCAAUAACAUCAAUGAUGGUAAACAAUAUGGAGGAGAUUCAUCAUCUACCAACUCCGCAAAGGAAAUUGAGAUGCCUUUAGCUGUAUGAAUAUGAAUCGACAUUAUGCAUGAGCUAAAGCAUGAAAGAUAUAUUAAUAAAUAUAUAAUCGAAGGAUCAUGUCAUCAUUCAGGAGCUGUUAAGGAUGGCGAAGAUUGCGCGCAAAUGGUGAAUGUAAGUAGAAAUAGCAGAAAAUGAUAUUUAACUUUGUCUUGGUAUUUACAAAAAUUGAACAAACCAAAAAUUGCUCUUCUUGUUUCCUAGGCAGCUGUUCUCUCUUAUUUCCUAUUAUAUUUCCUCCCUUGUUUCCUGCCCUAACUUGUCUCAGUUUUUGUUGAAACUUCAAUUUCAACUAAAUACAUAAUGAGAUAAAUUUAACAUAUAGUAUAUACUCAUAUUUAUUUA